UUUAGUUCAACUAACAACCUAAUCAACUCAAAAUGAAUCCGAUUCUUUACCUUGGGUGCCUGGUGGUCCUCAUCGGAUGCUCUGUGUGGACUGCCCAUGCCGAAGGAGACUUUGAAUCUGAAAAGGCGCGUGUGAUUCAAAUCUACGGAAAUCCGGGUGUGGAUAAGGCCACCAAGAUAAGGAAUGCCGAGUUUCUGGCUCACUUUCUUGACAAGUACUCCGGUAAUAUCCAGAUGACACCCGAACUGCGUACACGUGUUACCGAUGCAGUGGGCAAAUAUAAGGAGGAAAAAGCCAAUCAACCUUUGGUGGACGGUGCACCACCUCAAGGUGGUUUCCUUUCAUCAAUUCUAAUAGGGAUUCUUGUAGAUAUUGGCAUCGAAGCUGCCGCUGAAGGAAUCAGCAAAGCAAUCUCCUAAUUGCUUUUCAGAAGCAUAAUACUUUUGUUAAUGAUAAUAUUACAAUUAUUCUUAUCCUUCAAAUUUUUGAGAAUAAUU
Drosophila serrata is the source of this 497-nucleotide messenger RNA. Its product is annotated as protein Turandot M-like. The record is from RefSeq and is a predicted model, not a curated record. Gene Ontology annotation, biological process: immune system process. NCBI's taxonomy places the organism in Eukaryota, Metazoa, Arthropoda, Insecta, Diptera, Drosophilidae.